UAGAUGACACAAAAUGCGUGGCUGUUUUCUAGUACUAGGAGAAAUCAGGCUUGCAGGUAAUUCAGAGAUCACAGAAAUUUUCCUCCUACAGUGAGCCUGACUAAGCCUUGUUUAGAGCCUUGCUAUAGAGUUUUUUUGUGUAAAUCAACACAAUUCUAAAUGGAAAGAAUUCUCAAAUUUAUGACCUUUAUGUUGCAUAUAGCAUUAGUCCAUCUUUGGUAAAUCCCAAAACAGCUGGAGUGUAGAUAUUUUGCUGAGAUAAAAUACUAAGAAACCAUGAUUGUCUCUGCAUCAAAGUGGAUAAAUACAAGGAAGAUGUUGCACUUGUUUUCUUCUUUGCUCUCUUGCCCCCAAGAUCAAAAUAAACUCAACAAUGAAUCUUACGAUGUGGAAGAAUAUCUUCAGAAAGAAAAUAAGGUGACCAGAGAUGAGAAUAAGGCUCUAAGAAAAGAAAACAAGUUCCUCUGGGAAGAAAACAAAGCUCUUCGAGAGGAAAACAAAGCCUUCCGGAUGGACAACCAAUUAAUCCAGGAGCAGAAUCAAUUCCUGAGGCAGCAAAAUCAGGUCCUGUGGAAGUUUAAAGCUGUGAUUUUAGAAAACCUAAAUCCACCGGGAGAAAAUAUCAAUGCCUUGAACACAGAAAGAAAUUCUUAUUGGCUACAGGAUCAUGUCCUAGAAACUCAGAUCGAGGGUAUUAGAGAACAGAAAAAAGCCUUCCAGAAAGAGGCAAAAGCUCUUCAAGAAGAAAUAAGGUCUCUCUAUGAAGAGAUGAAGGCUCUACAACACCAGGAGAGAGCAAUCAAGAUGGAGGAACAAGCCCUGAUGAGAGAAGGGGUAGCUCUAGAGUUGGAGGAACAGGCUCUCUGGAAAGAGGAAGAGGCCCUUCGUGAGGAAAACAAGGCACUUAGAGAAGAAAACAAUGCUCUUCAAGAGGAGGAGAUAGCCCUUCUGGAAGAGGCAAAGAUCCUCAAGGAGUGGAAUAAGAGGCUUCAGGAAGGAAACAACCAAUCAGCUGGCUGGGAAAAUGCAUAAUAAAUGGAGCAGGAAUAAUGUGACUUGAAGACAAACUGGAAAGCCAUGAAAAUCACUGACAUUCCAGAAAAAAUUACAAAUUUUGAAGAUGAAAUAAUAUUGUUGGAGUGCGGGAGUCAAAAUCUUGAAAAUCUACAAUGCUCAGAAUUUGGCCCUAGAAACUAAAUAAAGCUCUGAGAGUUAAAAAAUAAGGAUUAUUUAGGUUUAC
Messenger RNA from Talpa occidentalis (Iberian mole), 1240 nucleotides. Its product is annotated as coiled-coil domain-containing protein 70-like. The transcript has 2 exons. NCBI's taxonomy places the organism in Eukaryota, Metazoa, Chordata, Mammalia, Eulipotyphla, Talpidae. The record is from RefSeq and is a predicted model, not a curated record. The coding region runs from base 277 to 1032 and encodes 251 amino acids.